Molecule: messenger RNA, 3163 nt
Organism: Vombatus ursinus (common wombat)
Lineage: Eukaryota; Metazoa; Chordata; Mammalia; Diprotodontia; Vombatidae
Gene: CEP120
Product: centrosomal protein 120
Exons: 20
Coding region: 87-3053 (988 amino acids)
Biological process (GO): centrosome cycle; positive regulation of centriole elongation; interkinetic nuclear migration
Cellular component (GO): centriole; centrosome
Source: RefSeq, a predicted model, not a curated record
CUGGGGUCCGAGUGUAGCCGGGGUCCCCCGAUCAGGGCCUGUUCUCAUUCAGCAGCCUUGUCUCCCUCCUGGAACAAGCAGCAGAAAUGGUCUCCAAGUCGGACCAGCUGUUGAUCGUGGUCUCCAUCCUGGAAGGGCGUCAUUUUCCUAAGCGUGCCAAACAUAUGCUUGUGGUAGAAGCAAAGUUUGAUGGAGAACAGUUGGCUACUGACCCUGUGGACCACACUGACCAACCAGAAUUCGCCACUGAAUUAGCUUGGGAAAUAGAUAGAAAAGCACUUCAUCAGCACAGGUUGCAGCGCACACCUAUCAAGCUCCAGUGUUUUGCUGUGGAUUCUUUAUCUACAGCUAAAGAAUCCAUUGGGUACAUUGUUCUAGACUUAAGAACUGCCCAAGAAACAAAGCAGGCACCAAAGUGGUAUGCAUUGCUGAGUAAUAAAUACACAAAAUUCAAAUCUGAGAUACAAAUAAGCAUUGCUUUGGAAACAGAUACAAAAGCACAAGUAGAUGGUUUUAAAGCAAAGGAGGCACCACCUAGAGAAGGAAAAGUUCCUGGUGUGUUGUCUGGAAUUGAUCCUAAGAAAAUUGUAGCUGUCUUGAAUGAAGAAGAAGGCUACCAUCAGAUUGGACCAGCAGAAUAUUGCCGAGACUUCUUUGUUAUGUCAGUGACUAUAGCAUUUGCCACCCAGCUGGAGCAGUUAAUUCCAUGCACAAUGAAAAUACCAGAGAGGCAACCUGAGUUUUUCUUUUACUAUUCACUACUGGGAAAUGAUGUUACAAAUGAACCUUUCAAUGACUUGAUAAACCCAGAUUUUGAGCCAGAGAGAGCAUCUGUUCGAAUACGUAGCAGUAUUGAAGUACUUCGUAUUUAUCUGUCUCUUCAUUCUAAACUACAGAUUCAUCUGUGCUGUGGAGACCAAUCACUUGGAAGCACAGAAAUUCUACUAACUGGAUUAUUGAAGAAAGGAAGUACAGACAUCAACCAGCGCCCUGUAGCAGUUGAAGGUGCUUUUACCCUUGACCCACCCAACAGAGCCAAACAAAAACUUCCCCCUAUUCCAUUGGAAUUGGCACCUACUGUAGGAGUAUCUGUGGCUUUACAAAGAGAAGGCAUAAAUGCCCAGCCUUUAGUUGAAUUCAAGACCCAGUGUGAACAAGAGCACUCGAAGAAGAAGAGAGUUUUAACACCUAUACAGGAGAAGCCAUUGGCUGAAGAGAAAUCACCAACUCCUCAAUCACCUAUUCAACUUCAAAAUCACCAGUCACCACCAACUAAAGAUGAUGCAACAGAAAGUGAAGCAGAAAGCUUACAGUAUGACAAGGACAUAAAAGUAAAUCAAAAGGCUUUGAAUUCUCCUACAUCAGGUUCUCAAGCUCAUCUGGUGACAACAUCCAGUGCUUCUGAGAUGACUUCGGGACAAAAGAUUGCCGUCCCAGCAUCAUCACAUCAUUUUUGCUUUUCAAUAGAUUUAAGAAGUAUUCAUGACCUAGAAGUUGAUUUUCCAGUCAAUUGUAUGUUAAGGUAUUCUUAUCCGUUCUUUGGAAGUGCUGCUCCUAUCAUGACUAACCCACCUGUAGAAGUUCGAAAAAAUAUGGAGGUUUUUCUUCCUCAGUCUUACUGUGCAUUUGAUUUUGCUACUUUGCCUCAUCAACUCCAAGAUACCUUCCUGAGGUUACCACUGCUUGUUGAACUAUGGCAUAAGGACAAAAUGGCCAAAGACCUACUUCUAGGAAUUGCAAGAAUUCAGCUUUCAAAUGUCUUGUCUUUAGAAAAAACCCGAUUUUUAGGUGCUCAUGGUGAACAGUGUUGGCGACAAACUUAUAGUGAAAAGGUUCCUGUUACAGCAGCACAAGGGACAAAUAACAGGAUAGCAGAUCUUUCUUAUACAUUGACUCUAGAAGACCAUGGACUUGUGAAAAUACGUGAAAUAUUGAUAUCUGAAUCAGCUCAGGGUUUAGCUGCAAUUCAGCAGAAGCCACUUUCUCCUCAAGCGCCACUUUGUGUUACAGAAACACAGGCAGAGCCCCGAGAAACUCUAGAAUACAAAGCAGCACUGGAGUUAGAGAUGUGGAAAGAAAUGCAAGAAGACCUUUUUGAAAAUCAGCUGAAAAAGAGAGAACUAGCUCACAUGCAAGCUCUUGCAGAGGAAUGGAAGAAAAGGGAUAGAGAAAGAGAAUCAUUAGUAAAGAAAAAGGUAGCAGAAUACACUAUUUUGGAAGGAAAACUUCAGAAAACUUUAAAUGACUUAGAGAAGCGUGAACAACAGCUUUCCAAUGCAGAAUCAGAGCUACAAAGAAAGAAGAAAGAGCUGCACUUAGACCAUGAAAGAAACCUUCAGGAACUUCAGGAUUCUAUCCGGAGAAUCAAAGAGGAGUGUGCUCAUCAGGUGGAGUUGGAGAUAUCAAAGAUGAAGCAACUGGAUGGAGAAAAGCAACGACUUCAGCAGCAGCUUUAUGAUGCUGAAAUUAAAUAUAAAACUUUGGAAAAAGAAUUCCAGCAUUUCAAGGACCAACAAAACAGCAAACCAGAAAUCCGUCUUCAGUCAGAAAUAAAUCUUCUCACCUUGGAAAAGGUUGAACUUGAAAGAAAGUUGGAAUCAGCAACUAAGUCUAAACUACAUUACAAGCAGCAAUGGAGUAGAGCUCUGAAAGAACUUGCAAGAUUAAAGCAGCGUGAGCAAGAGAGUCAAAUGGCCCGUCUUAAAAAGCAACAGGAAGAGCUAGAACACAUGAGAUUACGUUAUCUGGCAGCAGAAGAGAAGGACACAAUGAAAACUGAGCGACAAGAACUAUUAGAUAUAAGAAAUGAACUCAACAGGUUAAGGAAACAAGACUCAGAACAGUUCCAGAAUUCCAGAGAGAUUGCAAGUGGAAAAAUGGAGAGCCCGGGUGGAAAAGCUUUUGAAGAAGAUUUGGAUGAUUAUCUGACUCGCUUAAUAGAAGAAAGAGAUACUUUGAUGAGAACGGGUGUGUAUAAUCAUGAGGAUCGGAUAAUAAGUGAACUGGACCGUCAGAUCAGAGAAGCUCUGGCCAAAAGCAGUACCAGUAAUUAAUAACAUUUGGAAAAAUCUUUGUUAAGACUUUGAAUCUGAGUUCUAAUUUCAUUGUAAAACUCUGAAAGCAGGAAAAUGUUUAAAACGCUGUUUUCUUUUUUUCACAUCCA